AUGGUCCGCCUCUCUCCCAUCACCUUCCCUGGACUUAUCCUCGUCCUCUCCCUCAUCAGCUCUACCUACUCUCGAGCAGUCUCCAACACCACACUCGGGGCUCGAGGCUCGUCUUUCUCCGGCGCAUAUCAGACCUGUGUCAGCGUCUCUGGUAACUGGCUCGGUUUCGCCUACAACUUUGGCUGUCUCUGCUCCGAAGACAUUGACUCCUUUUGCUCCAACAACAACAUUGACUCUUCUUUCAAGUCCGUGCUCAAGUCCUAUGUCAGCUCCAAGGGCUCGAGCAAAUUCUAUCCUACAAACUCGCAACCCACUUGUGACGGCAACGGCGGCUACCACUGCGGGUCCCUCUCUAUCACCUCCAAGGGCUGUGGCACUUCCACCUGCGAAGUCGGCAAGUACUCCACCAACGGCGGCUGCUGUCCUCGUGGCCAGACCUACAGAAACGGCAAGUGCUGUGGCUCUGUUGGCUGCAACUUUGGUCAGGAGAAGUGUACGCCAACCCUCAUCUGUAAGACGUACUCUUCCAACGGCGUCUGCUGCCCUAGCGGUACUUCUGGCUACACGGGCUACAGCACCGUCUGCUGCCCCAAGGGUCAGAUCGAAAACGGCUCUACUGGCAAGUGUAUCUCUCAAUGUCCUUCUGGUCAAGAGUACAACUCGGCCAAGGGCAAGUGCGAGGCUACCUGCGACACUUCUAACGGCUACACCUACCAGACUACCUACAAAGGCUCCGGCAUCUGCUGCAAGAAGAGCCACAAGGCUUGCUCUACCGUAUGCUGCCCUGUCGACAAGCCUGAGGUUGGGUCUACCGGCGUCUGCUGCCCUACUGGCUCCGUUGUCGCCAACGGUGUCUGCACUUCCCCAUCCGGCGCCACAACUACGACCGCUUGGCACAACAGACGUUUCUUCGCCGAGCAAGUUCAGCUCAAGGCCGCGGCCUUCGUCGCUUCCUAUGGCAUGCCCGAGAACUCUGCUGGUGUCCUCUGUCCCAAGGGUCUCGCUGCUUGCCCUAUCCCUGGUGCCGCUCUUGACCAGUACGAGUGCCUCGACUCUACAUCGGAAUUGCAGUCUUGUGGUGGUUGCGCGAGCUUGGGUUCAGGUCAGGACUGCACAGCUCUUCCCGGUGCGAGGUGGAUGGGCUGCAACAGCGGGGCGUGUGAAGUCUAUUCUUGCAAGCCUGGAUGGGCAAGGGCUUUGAACGGAACUGUUUGCGAGAGGCUUUAG
Messenger RNA from Cryptococcus wingfieldii CBS 7118, 1227 nucleotides. RefSeq lists its product as hypothetical. Lineage: Eukaryota; Fungi; Basidiomycota; Tremellomycetes; Tremellales; Cryptococcaceae. The record is from RefSeq and is a predicted model, not a curated record. The transcript is spliced from 2 exons. The coding region runs from base 1 to 1227 and encodes 408 amino acids.